AUGGCAACAUCAAUAGUUACAAUAUAUACCGAUGGAUCAUGCAUCCGCGCCUACGGUAAUACUCAACGCCGCGCUGGAGCUGGUGUUUACUCCCCAGAAAGGCCCGAUUUGAGCAGGUCCAUGCCACUUUCUCAGCUUGAAACCACGAACCACGCGUAUACAAACCAACGAGCCGAGUUGCAUGCUCUCAUAAUUGGCCUCAAUUUGAUUUUUCAAGAAAAGGCCAAGCGGAGCCACGAUUCGAAAUGUAUUUUUUUUGAACUUUACUCGGAUGCAAGAAGUGCCAUUAACUUAAUCACGACCCAGGGCCCCGCGUUCCGAAGAAGAUAUGGGGAAGAUUUCAACAACUGGGUCAAUCUGAAGCACCAACCAGUUGCCAAUGCCGAUUUAAUCAAUCAAGCUAUGGAGAUAUAUAGGAAAAUCAACAGGCUUUUCCCCGGGUCGUUUGCUCUUUUGCAUUGUUAUGGUCACAGUGGCAAUAUUGGGAACGAAGAAGCCGACAGGCUUGCUAAAAAGGCAUGCGAGUGCUGUCAAGUGUGCCAUGUUACAGGCGCAGUUCUGUCAAUCUUCAGGAGGAGAGCUUCUGAUUAUAGCGCAGCGAUGAGUGAGCAAAAUGCACAUCAAGCCAUUUGUGUUGCUGAAAUGCCAACUACUAGUGACUGUGACCAAGUGGAAAGCGAACGGAGUGCCCCGGGCCAAAGGGUCCUUGACCAAGUGGUCCCCGUUGUUGAAGAGACGGUUGAUAACCGUGACAAUGCGCCGAAUGGAGAACGGACGUACAGCUUGUUUGGAACACUCUGGCAGGCUUUGAAAUUGCUGUGGCGGACUUUGUGCAAAUGUACCAGCACUUGUCUUUUCGCUAUGAUUUGGCAAUCUUGGGACAAGUUUCAAGAUUGCAUAGAGUAG
Messenger RNA from Lodderomyces beijingensis, 906 nucleotides. NCBI's taxonomy places the organism in Eukaryota, Fungi, Ascomycota, Pichiomycetes, Serinales, Debaryomycetaceae. The record is from the annotation of a GenBank genome assembly.